Anolis sagrei ordinatus is the source of this 965-nucleotide messenger RNA. RefSeq names its product cytosolic iron-sulfur assembly component 2A (gene CIAO2A). Lineage: Eukaryota; Metazoa; Chordata; Lepidosauria; Squamata; Anolidae. The record is from RefSeq and is a predicted model, not a curated record.
CCGGGAAAUGUAGUUUAAAGCUCUUUUGGGGCUUUCCUGAGGCCUUCCUGAGGCAGAUGGAGCCUCCGGAGCGGGUGAAGGGCAGUCGAGGGCGGGAUGUUGUCGCUGGGGCUGCUGUGGAGGGCGCUGGCGGGCGGAGGCCAUGAGGAGAAGAGGAAGGAGAAGGAGGACAAGGAGAAGCCCCUGCGGAGCCGGGCCAGGGCCAUGGAGCAGGAGCGGGCACUCGAAGUCUACGAUAUAAUUCGAACCAUCCGGGACCCUGAAAAGCCUAACACUUUAGAAGAACUAGACGUGGUGACAGAAAGCUGCGUUGAAGUACAUGAAACCAGCGAAGAUGAAUAUUUAGUUACUAUCAGGUUUACGCCAACUGUACCUCAUUGCUCUUUGGCCACUCUCAUUGGGCUGUGUUUGAGGAUCAAGCUUCAGAGAUGUUUACCUUUUAAACACAAGCUAGAAAUCUUCAUAUCUGAGGGAGCACAUUCCAUCGAGGAGGACAUCAACAAGCAAAUUAAUGAUAAGGAGAGAGUGGCAGCUGCCAUGGAGAACCCCAACCUGCGGGAGAUUGUGGAACAGUGCGUCCUGGAACCGGACUAGCUCCCAUGAUGGCCACUGACAAGGGACUUUGCUGGCACAUGGGUGUUAAUAUCUUUGUAAAAAAAAAAGAUGGAGGCCUUGGAUUUAAUAUUGGAGAGUACUUUUUACCUCUGCAUAUUUUUAAAGAAUCAUUUUAUAAAAAACCAUUUUAAUUAUAAGAGAGAGCGAGAGAGCAGUGUGUUGCUCAAUCUUAAGUGAACUGCAAAUGAUUGUGGGAAAUUCACAGUCCUUACUGAAAAUCGAUCUGUUGUCGCCUCAUGUAUAUAGGCAUCGCUGUUUUAAAAACUUGAUUGUGAGUUAAUUUUUCCUCUUGUGGGAUGUAUUUGGACAGCAGCAAUGUGAAAGAUGAAUAAAAUACUGAUUUCCUCAAA